CCUGGAGGUGCAGGUGGCUUAGAGAGCAGCCGGAGGGGCCGGCACCCCAGCUCCCCACCUGCAACCCUUGCAAGCAAGGCCCCUGCAGCCAUGGCAGGCAUGAAGACCGCCUCCGGGAACUACAUCGACACAUCCUGGGAGCUGAGGGUAUUCGUGGGAGAGGAGGAUCCUGAGGCCGAGUCAGUCACCCUCCGGGUCACCGGGGAGUCACACAUUGGUGGGGUACUCCUGAAGAUCGUGGAGGCCAUCAACCGUAAGCAGGACUGGUCGGACCACGCCAUCUGGUGGGAGCAGAAAAGGCAGUGGCUGCUGCAGACCCACUGGACCCUGGACAAGUACGGCGUCCUGGCCGACGCCCGCCUCUUCUUCGGGCGCCAGCACCGGCCUGUGGUCCUGCGGCUGCCCAAUCACCGCGCCCUGCGCCUGCGAGCCAGCUUCUCCCAGCCCCUCUUCCGGGCUGUGGCUGCCAUCUGCCGCCUCCUCAGCAUCCGGCACCCCGAGGAGCUCUCUCUGCUUCGGGCUCCUGAGAAGAAGAAAAAGAAGAAGGAGAAGGAGCCAGAGGAGGAGGUGUAUGACUUGACCAAGGUCGUCCUGGCUGGGGGUGUGGCCCCUGUGCUGUACCGGGGGAUGCCGGCGCACUUCUCAGACAGCGCCCAGACCGAGGCCUGCUACCACAUGCUGAGCCGCCCCCAGCCCCCGCCCGACCCCCUGCUGCUCCAGCGCCUGUCCCGGCCCAGCUCCCUGUUGGACAAGACCCAGCUGCACAGCAGGUGGCUGGACUCCUCCCGCUGCCUCAUGCAGCAGGACAUCAAGGAGGGGGACACACUGUGGCUGCGCUUCAAGUACUACAGCUUCUUCGACCUGGACCCCAAGACAGACCCGGUGCGGCUGACCCAGCUGUAUGAGCAGGCUCGGUGGGACCUGCUGCUGGAGGAGAUCGACUGCACGGAGGAAGAGAUGAUGGUGUUUGCUGCCCUGCAGUACCAUGUCAACAAGCUGUCCCAGAGCGGAGAGGUGAGCGAGCCGGCCAGCACGGACCUGGGGCUGGACGACCUGGACGCAGCCCUGAGCAACCUGGAGGUGAAGCUGGAAGGGUCGGCGCCCACAGACAUGCUGGACAGCCUCACCACCAUCCCAGAGCUCAGGGACAACCUCCGCAUCUUCCGGCCCCGGAAGCUGACCCUAAAGGGGUACCGCCAGCACUGGGUGGUGUUCAAGGAGACCACCCUGUCCUACUACAAGAGCCAGGAUGAGGCCCCGGGGGACCCCAUUCAGCAGCUCAACCUCAAGGGCUGUGAGGUAGUCCCCGACGUCAAUGUCUCAGGCCAGAAGUUCUGCAUCAAGCUCCUGGUGCCCUCCCCUGAGGGCAUGAGUGAGAUCUACCUGAGAUGCCAGGAUGAGCAACAGUAUGCGCGCUGGAUGGCCGGCUGCCGGCUGGCCUCCAAGGGCCGCACCAUGGCGGACAGCAGCUACAGCAGCGAGGUGCAGGCCAUCCUGGCCUUCCUGAGCCUGCAGCGGGCAGGCGGUGGGGGCUCAGGCAACCACUCCCAGGGCCCCGAUGCCUCCAGCGAGGGCCUCAACCCUUACGGUCUUGUUGCGCCCCGCUUCCAGCGAAAGCUGAAGGCCAAGCAGCUCACCCCUCGGAUCCUGGAAGCCCACCAGAACGUGGCCCAACUCUCGCUGUCCGAGGCCCAGCUGCGUUUCAUCCAGGCCUGGCAGUCCCUGCCCGAUUUUGGCAUCUCCUACGUCACAGUCAGGUUCAAGGGCAGCAGGAAGGACGAGAUCCUGGGCAUCGCCAAUAACCGACUGAUCCGCAUUGACAUGGCUGUGGGCGACAUGGUCAAGACGUGGCGCUUCAGCAACAUGCGCCAGUGGAACGUCAACUGGGACAUCCAGCAGGUGGCCAUCGAGUUCGAUGAGCACAUCAACGUGGCCUUCAGCUGCGUGUCGGCCAGCUGCCGCAUCGUGCAUGAGUACAUCGGGGGCUACAUCUUCCUGUCCACGCGGGAGAAGGCCCGAGGGGAGGAGCUGGAUGAGGACCUCUUCCUGCAGCUCACGGGAGGCCACGAGGCCUUCUGAGGCCCCUCUUACUGCCUUCGU
This is a messenger RNA of Condylura cristata (star-nosed mole), 2100 nucleotides long. It is a transcript of the gene FERMT3, whose product is annotated as fermitin family member 3. Gene Ontology annotation, biological process: platelet aggregation; integrin activation; integrin-mediated signaling pathway. The record is from RefSeq and is a predicted model, not a curated record. Gene Ontology annotation, molecular function: integrin binding. The transcript has 15 exons. Bases 91 to 2079 code for a protein of 662 amino acids. Gene Ontology annotation, cellular component: cell-substrate junction. Lineage: Eukaryota; Metazoa; Chordata; Mammalia; Eulipotyphla; Talpidae.